GAUUACGACAGGGUAUUUAGUUCUAUGGGUAUCCCGGCUUGUCUAUGGCGAAGGACCGGUGAAAUAUAUAAAGGAAACAAGGAAUUUGCCUUUCUCAUUGGAGUUCCAGUGGAUAUGUUAAGAGAAG
Molecule: messenger RNA, 127 nt
Organism: Acaulospora colombiana
Lineage: Eukaryota; Fungi; Glomeromycota; Glomeromycetes; Diversisporales; Acaulosporaceae
Source: the annotation of a GenBank genome assembly